AGAGAGAGAGAGAGGGAUUUCUACUAAAGCAAAAGCAAAUAAAAAAAAUGAAAAAACCUUGUGUUGGGUGAUUGUUAAAGGGUCAAUUUUGUGUCUAUAAAUGUCUAUCUGGUAAAGCAGAAAACUGCCUUUUUUUUGCAACACAAAACUGUAGCUCUACUUAACCUAUAUUCAUCAAAAGAAGGAGAAGAGUUGGAAUUCAAGAGCUUAGCCUUUCUCAUAGUUCAAUUCCUUGCCAGCUUUGAACCAUGGAGUUCCCUAAUCUAGACCCAGAAAGCUCUUCCCAGAAAAAAAUGGGAAGAGGCAAAAUCGAGAUUAAGCGGAUCGAGAACACCACUAAUCGACAAGUUACCUUCUGCAAGCGCCGCAAUGGACUGCUCAAAAAGGCCUAUGAAUUAUCUGUUCUUUGUGAUGCUGAGGUGGCUCUCAUAGUCUUCUCCAGCCGUGGCCGUCUCUAUGAAUAUGCUAACAACAGUGUGAGAGCAACAAUUGAGAGAUACAAGAAAGCAUGCUCAGAUGCAACAACUCCAGGGUCUGUGGCUGAAGCCAACAUUCAGUUCUACCAGCAAGAAGCCACCAAACUCCGACGACAAAUUCGUGAUGUUCAGAACAUGAACAGGCAUAUCCUUGGAGAGGCUCUGAGCUCAUUGACCUUUAAGGAACUCAAGAACCUUGAAGGCAGGCUGGAGAAAGGCAUUUGUAGAAUCAGAUCCAAAAAGAACGAAUUACUGUUUGCAGAAAUUGGAUUCAUGCAAAAGAGGGAAGUUGAACUGCAGAACGAUAACAUGUACCUGCGAGCAAAAAUAGCUGAAAAUGAAAGAGCGCAACAACAAUCAAACCAGCUGAUGCAAGCAGCCUCCUCCUACAAUCGCAACUUUCUGCCAGUAAACCUGCUGGAACCCAGUAAUAAUGAUUACUCCAACCAAGACCAAACUCCUCUUCAACUUGUAUAAGCUUCUCUCUUCCACCUCCAUCUAUUCAAGCUGACAUGCAAGCAGCAGCCUCUAAUGUUCUACCAACUUUAUCUCUGGUUAAGCAUAUAUAUAUAUAUCUUAUAAGCCUUGCAAGUAUAGACAUAUAUAUAUUUAUAUAUGGUUUAUAAACAGUUGAAAGCCUAGUUGUUGAUUAUGAUGAAUGUAAGGAACUUAGGUUUCGGCACUGGACUCCUUUUUAACUGUUUUAUUGCAGGAAAGGUUUAUUUUUGUAUUA
This is a messenger RNA of Gossypium raimondii (Peruvian cotton), 1209 nucleotides long. RefSeq names its product agamous-like MADS-box protein MADS1. The coding region runs from base 249 to 953 and encodes 234 amino acids. NCBI's taxonomy places the organism in Eukaryota, Viridiplantae, Streptophyta, Magnoliopsida, Malvales, Malvaceae. Gene Ontology annotation, biological process: positive regulation of transcription by RNA polymerase II. The transcript has 9 exons. The record is from RefSeq and is a predicted model, not a curated record. Gene Ontology annotation, molecular function: RNA polymerase II cis-regulatory region sequence-specific DNA binding; protein dimerization activity; DNA-binding transcription factor activity, RNA polymerase II-specific. Gene Ontology annotation, cellular component: nucleus.